CAUCCUCUGUCUGAUCUCCAAACUAGGAGCAAGGCUGCAGCCAGGGGACAUAGACAGCUUCCUACCCAGUCCCCUGCUGGACAUAUCCCCUCUGCCUGGAGGAGUGGACCCUCUCUCUGCCUGCUGACUGUGGCCUCCACAUCUCUCAGCCUACACUGCUGCAGGAUGAAGAAAAAUCUGUCUGCAAAGAGGGGGCCAUUAGAAGGGAGCCAGCCCCCCAGUCAGCCAGAGAAAGUGGGAUGGAUCCGAAAAUACUGCGGAAAAGGGAUCUUCAGGGAGAUCUGGAGAAACCGAUAUGUAGUUAUUCGAGGGGAUCAGCUGUAUAUGUCAGAGAAAGAGAUGAAAGAUGAAAAAAAGAUGCAAGAAACGUUUGACCUCAGCGACUAUGAGAAAUGUGAGGAAUUACGAAAAUCUAGAAGUCGGUCGAAAAAGAACCACAGCCGGUUCUCACUUGUAAGGUCCAAGCAGCCGGGGAACACGGCCCCGAAUCUGAUUUUUCUCGCAGUCAGCCCUGAGGAGAAGGAAUCUUGGAUCAACGCCCUGAAUUCUGCGAUCACUCGAGCCAAAAACCGCAUCUUAGAUGAGGUUACAGUGGAAGAAGUCAGUUACCUGGCCCAUCCGACCCGCGACCGAGCAAAAAUUCAACACUCCAGGCGCCCACCUACUCGAGGUCAUCUUAUGGCAGUAGCAUCUACCUCAACGUCCGAUGGAAUGCUUACUCUAGACCUUAUCCAGGAAGAAGAUGUGUCCCCUGAGGAUCAAGGGAGCUGUGACCAGAGUUUCAGGGUUGAUCUGGACAAGUCUGUGGCCCAGUUAGCCUCGAAUCGACGCCGAUCAGAUUCUGAGAAUCUUAAGAGCUCAGAAAGGAGAAAGGUGGAAAAUCUGCAUGGGAGAGAACACGCUAUUUGGGAAAAGACUGGGGUACACCGUGAUUCCUUUGGAAAGGGCACAACUUAUACACCUCAGGUCCCCAAAAAGCUAUCUUAUUCUGAAAAAAACAAAUGUGCCUCCAUGGAAGAGAUCUUGUCACGCUCAGACUCUUCAGUCCAACGGCCAACCCCCAAAAAGACUCCUGAGGCAGAAAAACUUUCUUGUAUACAAGAACUGAUUGGGCAGAAGAUUGAAAAAACUCAGGAACUUCUCACAGAGGUAAAAGACUGUGGGGAAGGGAAAAAAAAGGGAAAGGAACCUUGCAAAGUGGACUCAGAAAAAUCUGAAAAUGCGCUCCAAGAGGCAGAGAGGCUACUGGGAGAGGCCUCUUCGAACUGGAGGCAGGCCCGAAAGGUCCUGCAGGAAAUUAAAGAACUGAGAGACCUUUAUAGGCAAGCAGAGCAACAGGCAGCGGACCCUAAACAAAAACUGGGCAAUGUAUACAGGAAAAGUCUAAUGUGAGUGGUACAUACUUUUAGAUCCCUUGGAAUUUCUUAUUACAACAAUAUAAAAAGGAAUAUUUCCUGUUUAAAUCCGCUUCUGGCUUCACAUGCAAAAGGCCGAGGACCAAGGCUCACCAAGGAGCCCAGAAGGAAAAAAAUAAAUAAAAAUACGGGACUAUUUAUGAAUGGGUCCCUUGGCUCCGCACUUUUCUUUUUCCCAGGGAUAGCUGCACAGGCUGCAAAAUGCAGCAGGCUGCCGAUAUACGCAGGGAGCCCCAUGGCCGAGCCUUGGAUCUGCAAACAUAGCGACCCAUCAUUCUGCGCAUCGGCAGUGUAAACCACGGGGAGGAGAACCAGGCUGUUGGUACCUGGAUGGAAGUUCAUGGCACACUCUCCUGUACCAGAGUAUGUGCAAUCCAAUACAAGACAGUCUUAUUCGUUUCACUGUAGUAUGUGUUUACAUCCGCAUGGUUAUUAGCCUUUCCUUGCAUUAUCCCUAGGCAUACUCCAUCCGCUGCCUUACGCAGUCCUCGUACCUUUAAGGUCAAAGGGAUUUACUCUGGUUAACCUCUUCUCAGAUACACGCUGUAGCAUAAACCAGUACUGAGUAUGACUAUGCACUUUUCUAAGCUGACUUCUUUUGUUCCCUUUAAAUGUCAUGUGAGCCACUUUCAAAUCAAAAUGGCGGGGCCCUGUUGUGGUCCAAAACAGAGGGAAUAAUGGGAAGUCUUAAGUGUCAACUUGCUCUCAGUAUCACUAUAUAGUACAGUACGGAGGCCCUUGGAGGGAAAUAGUUGUGUGUAGGGCUACAGGUCUUAAGGACCACUCACAGGGUCUGGAUGUGUGGAAAUAUCUUCUUAAAUACAGAUGAGGUUCCUGGUCUCCAUUAUUUAGGUAGAAGUCAAGUUGACGAGGCCUUGGUGAGGCAUUCAAAGACCUGGCGGUGCUGCUCUGGGGCUGGGGCUACAUUUCUACAUAACUCUGCUUCUCCCGUGUUAGGAUAUGGGUAAUCCCUACUGUCUUCCAGUCUAUUCUCGUUAUCCAAACAUUUCUUCAUUUCUGUUCUCGACUGCAUUUCUGUUGUAUUUUAUUUUUAAUUUUUUUCCUGAAAAGGAUAAAGUAAAUACCGCCUGGUACUCAAAGCGGCUUAUUUGUUAAACAGUAAAGUUAGAUGAGCUGACAACUAUAUAAAUAUAAUGGGAAAAAAAAACAAAAAACAAAGUUUCAAUCGGAAUAAUUUGACCUGCAUUUUUAGCAACUUUGUGUUAGCUUCCUGUUUACUGAAUAAACAUAAGAGGAUAAAUACUGAAACAUCCCAUCCUCCCAGAACGGAUGAGAUUUCUAAAAUAUCCUCUAGCUGUGAGUAGCUGGAGACACCCGUUGGGUGCUUUAUUCCCUCUCGAUCUCUCUAUACUCCCAGAGCCUGGUGUGGUUUUGUGCUAUUUACAGACACAAAUAGAAAGAGCUAAAUUAGGAUUUCAUAUGACUAAACAAACACUGGCUAAUGGGCCUGAGGGAGAUUGUGGUCUGUUAAUCACAUCCGUGUCAAUGUGACUUGGCUGUAUUUUACUGUAACGUAAGGUUCCAUGUUGACCAUCUAAAGGUGGUAUGGCACUCACGUCUUCUCCUUUCUAAGCAGGAGCCUCACACACCAACAUCUUAACUUUUGAUUUAGUGUAUCAUUGUAUAACUAGCUGCAAUGAUGCAGAGUUAAAAUAUCCACAGCCUUUUAGUGUGCAAGACAAUGCGGUCUAAGUGCCCUUCCUCUGGAGAACAUAGAGAAGACAUGUCACCCAUUACUAUAAAUUUGACUUGCCAUACCUGUUCUAGAACCUGUUCUAGAACCCUCAAGCCAAACAAAAACGAUCCUUCUUCAGGAUAGUUACCACGUCCACAGCCUAGUAGCACCUUAUUGAUUUGACCUCCAGAAAGAUGUUUAUUGGUUUUUAUACACGUGCUGGAAGAACUCAACAAAUGCACGGUUCACCAGAUUGCUCACUGCACUGGCUUCUUGUCACCUCAAUGACUUCAGCAUUGACUUAGCUUGACAGCUGAACAGGACAACUUCCUGCAUAUCUCAGAUGGUCACAGCAGAUAUAGAUGGGUUUCUUAAGAUUAGAUCUAAGGGUUCAAAAGGGAGCUCAAUAAAUCCAACACAACUGAUAAAAAUGAAUAUCCAAGGUGCUCAAUCUAAUGAAGAAUGACCACCUCACAACCCCCUCUUGGGUAACCUUGCCUUCAUCAAGAUGGGAUAUUGUGAUGGAUGUGAUGAAGGCUUGCUUACCAGAGAUAACAAGGUAACAGUCUAUUUGUUGCUAUCGUGCCUCCUUGGGUUUCUAGCACUGGAAAGCACACCGUUCCUUGUAAGAGGAGGUGAAAUCCUCAAAAUAUUUCAGUGUGUAGAAAACAUCUUUAUUGUAUUGAUUAUGAAAUAAUUUGGGUAAUUUACAAUGCUUUAUUUAAGUGCUCUCUUAGCUAGAUCCUUGCUGUUGACCAUUUAAAGAACAAGAAAAUGUUUUUGAAAAUUUGGGCGAACACGUCACACAUCUUCAUAGAUAAGAGCCAUUUAAUUUAUGCAACUAGGUAUUGCACCAAUAUAAUAGAUAUUUAACCCUUUGAGCGUGUCCCUGUGCAUAGGUUACUAUUCUAUCUUUCGGUUAUCUUGAAGUUUCAAAUCAAGAGAUACAUUUAUUGUAAUGAGAUCUUGAAGGCUGUUCCCUUCAGAACUUUGUAGGGGUCUAUGCUAACGCAACAUCUCACAAUGCCUUGGUAGCUCUGUACUGGUGUCCCGAGCUAGGAACGAGAUAGCACCUUUAAACAUCUCACAAAAUAACUAAUUAUCAUCUUCUAGGGGUCUCCCUCUUCAGGGAAUUAAACAAAUACAGGUCCAUCUUUCAACCA
This is a messenger RNA of Pelobates fuscus (common spadefoot toad), 4274 nucleotides long. It is a transcript of the gene PLEKHO1, whose product is annotated as pleckstrin homology domain containing O1. The record is from RefSeq and is a predicted model, not a curated record. Gene Ontology annotation, biological process: regulation of myoblast fusion. The transcript has 6 exons. Gene Ontology annotation, cellular component: muscle cell projection membrane; ruffle membrane. Lineage: Eukaryota; Metazoa; Chordata; Amphibia; Anura; Pelobatidae. Bases 166 to 1392 code for a protein of 408 amino acids.